Lachancea lanzarotensis is the source of this 1056-nucleotide messenger RNA. RefSeq names its product LALA0S07e02256g1_1 (gene FUS3). NCBI's taxonomy places the organism in Eukaryota, Fungi, Ascomycota, Saccharomycetes, Saccharomycetales, Saccharomycetaceae. The transcript has a single exon. The record is from RefSeq and is a predicted model, not a curated record. The coding region runs from base 1 to 1056 and encodes 351 amino acids. Gene Ontology annotation, biological process: intracellular signal transduction; protein phosphorylation. Gene Ontology annotation, cellular component: nucleus; cytoplasm. Gene Ontology annotation, molecular function: ATP binding; MAP kinase activity.
AUGGGCAAAAAAAUCGUUUUCAACAUCUCGUCCGAGUUCCAGCUUCAGCAGCUGCUUGGCGAAGGUGCAUAUGGGAUUGUAUGCAGUGCAAGGCAUUUACCCACAGGGCAAAUGGUAGCCAUCAAGAAAAUUGAGCCAUUCAACAGAACUCUGUUCUGUCUACGUACGCUAAGGGAAAUCAAGCUUCUGCGGUGUUUCCAACAUGAAAACAUUAUAUCGAUUUUCGAUAUCCAAAGACCAGCAUCUUUUGAAAGUUUCAACGAGGUUUAUAUCAUCCAGGAAUUGAUGGACACAGAUCUGCACCGGGUGAUUGCUACACAAACGCUUUCAGACGACCAUAUCCAAUAUUUCGUGUACCAGAUUCUUCGCGGGCUCAAAUGCUUGCAUGCGGCCGAAGUAAUUCAUCGAGACUUGAAACCUUCUAAUUUGUUGGUUAAUUCAAACUGUGACGUCAAGCUGUGCGAUUUUGGUCUUGCCAGGUGUGCAGGAACGGGAUCCGGAUCGAAAAAUGGCGACAGCGGCCAAAUGACGGAAUAUGUGGCGACACGUUGGUACAGAGCACCAGAAGUAAUGCUAACGGCUGCCGAAUACACAUUUGCCAUGGAUGUAUGGUCGUGCGGGUGCAUUCUUGCUGAGCUUUUGAUGCGUAGGCCACUGUUCCCAGGAAAAGACUACCGUCAUCAGCUAUUGUUAAUCUUUCAAGUGAUUGGGUCGCCCACUUCUACAGAUCUUGAAUGUGUGCGCUCAACUCGAGCUUUGCAGUAUUUGCGUUCAUUACCGUAUUAUCCGAAGAAACAAACGUUUGAACAAUUACUUCCUACCGCAAAUCGCCAGGCCAUCGAUUUGCUAGAACAAAUGCUAAUAUUUGACCCACGUCAAAGGAUUACUGCUGCAGAAGCUUUGAAACACCCGUAUUUAAAGGCAUAUCAUGAUCCGCACGAUGAACCUGCUACCACGAAAGUGGAUCCCAAACUUUUUCGAUUUGACGACUGCAAGGACCGUCUUGGGGCUGGGGACCUUAAACGCUUGUUGUGGGAUGAGAUUUUCGGGUCGUGA